Messenger RNA from Teleopsis dalmanni, 3004 nucleotides. It is a transcript of the gene spas, whose product is annotated as spastin. The transcript has 6 exons. NCBI's taxonomy places the organism in Eukaryota, Metazoa, Arthropoda, Insecta, Diptera, Diopsidae. Gene Ontology annotation, cellular component: microtubule cytoskeleton. Gene Ontology annotation, molecular function: microtubule severing ATPase activity; ATP hydrolysis activity; ATP binding. The record is from RefSeq and is a predicted model, not a curated record. The coding region runs from base 227 to 2530 and encodes 767 amino acids.
GUGACGAUUACUUAAGGGUGAAAUACAAUCAUGGGGAGGAAAUCCUUUACAAAAUUUUCUUUUUUAACUUGAAAAUUUACACUUGUUCUUAAAAUAAAUUUAGAAUUAUUUAGUGUGCGAUAAUAUAUUAUAUAGUUUGACAUAAAAAUUUGAAAAGUAAGUUUUCUUAUUAAGUUUGUUCAGUAACCAAAGGAGGAGGAAGUACCUAAGAGUAAAGUAAACCUCGAUGGUACGCAAUAAGACACAAUCAUCUUCGUCAUCCUCGUCAGGAAAUAAUAAUGCAAGUGGAAGUACUAGCAGUAAUAGUAGUACAAAAUCUCCAAUCCGGCAGAGCAAUACGCACCGCAAAACCAGCAGCACUUGCAGUAUAGCUUUAAUUGAUGACUCAACCAAUAAGAAGACAACUUCCAAUCGCCGCACUUCACCUGAAGAAGAAGAUAGUGACAUUGACGGUGAUAUUAUCUCAACUCCUACUGGAAGAAGUCCGCAGUUUGGAUCUGUCCACAAACAAAAUCUAUAUAUUGUUUCAUUUCCCAUUAUAUUUCUCUUCAAUAUUUUACGCUCGCUAAUUUAUCAGCUGUUCUGUAUUUUUCGCUAUUUGUAUGGCAGCACAAAAGUGAUCUAUCGUCCCCACAAACGCGAGUGUAAUAUUGAAAUUGUUGUAGGCACAAAUACUUCAAACUCUAACGCGAAAGAUAAACAAUUGGUGCAAGCGCACAACUCAGCUUUAGUUAGUUACCCCUUAACGGACACCUUAGAGGGUACACAUUCUCAUAGAUUUCGCCCACAGCUAGAAAUGUCACACAAGGGUAACAGUGCUGGUCCGGGACCUGGUGACCCAUUGUUGGCUAAGCAAAAACAUCACCACAGACGCGCUUUUGAGUACAUAAGCAAAGCAUUAAAAAUUGACGAAGAAAACGAAGGGCAUAAAGAGUUAGCCAUUGAGUUAUAUCGUAAAGGAAUCAAAGAACUGGAAGAUGGUAUUGCUGUGGACUGCUGGAGUGGUCGUGGUGAUGUUUGGGAUCGUGCACAGAGAUUACAUGAUAAAAUGCAAACCAAUUUAUCCAUGGCACGAGAUCGCUUGCAUUUUCUAGAAUUACACGAGGAACAGUUGCGUUUAGAGUCUUUGCAACUUGCCGAAAAAGCAGACGAAAAAAAAGAUCCUGGUAAAAAGUCAGAUAGCCCUAAAGUUAGCUCGCCAAACGUUCAAGUAGUGCAGCCAAUGAUAUUAAAUAAAACUCCGAAUGCACAAACACAAACAAAGUCGCAUUUUUCACGUCCAAAUAAUAUUGUAAAAAAACGAAAUAUAGUUCCCAUUGUCUCACGUUUAACUAAAACAACUGACGGCUCCGCGGGACCAACAGCUUCUGGACGCAAACUCACUGUUGGUAAUAAACGUCCUGGUAAUUUAGCCGUUAUCAAUAAAUCACAGACUUUGCCACGUAAUUUGGGCUCUAAGACUACUACUGGUACUUUAUCACAGCGUCAACCUUUAAAAACGGCAGCUACACCACCGGCAGUUCGCAGACAAUUCUCAUCUGGUCGGAAUACACCGCCACAGCGUUCACGUACUCCUGCAGGCAGUGGUCAAGCAAAUAGUGGUGCAACUACUCCAGUAGUUAGCGUAAAAGGUGUAGAACAAAAACUAGUGCAAAUAAUAAUGGAUGAAAUAGUUGAAGGUGGAGCAAAAGUGGAAUGGUCUGAUAUAGCAGGUCAAGAAGUGGCUAAACAAGCGUUACAGGAGAUGGUCAUAUUGCCUUCAGUACGUCCAGAAUUAUUUACAGGUUUACGUGCUCCAGCAAAGGGCUUACUGCUUUUUGGUCCACCGGGAAAUGGAAAAACUUUAUUGGCACGCGCUGUUGCCACAGAGUGCAGUGCUACUUUUUUUAAUAUUUCGGCUGCUUCGCUUACAAGCAAGUAUGUGGGAGAUGGUGAAAAACUUGUGCGUGCAUUGUUUGCUGUGGCACGAGAAAUGCAACCUUCCAUUAUUUUUAUUGAUGAAGUUGAUUCAUUACUAUCGGAACGUAGUAAUAACGAGCAUGAAGCUUCCCGUCGUCUCAAAACGGAAUUUCUUGUCGAAUUUGAUGGUCUUCCUGGUAAUAAUGAAGGUGACAGAAUUGUUGUUUUGGCUGCUACAAAUCGGCCACAAGAACUUGAUGAAGCUGCCUUGCGGCGCUUCACUAAACGUGUUUAUGUGUCACUGCCUGAUUUAGAUACGCGUGAACUUCUAUUACGUCACUUGCUACAAAGGCAAGGUAGCCCUUUAGACACUGAUGCGCUGCGUCGUUUAGCGAAAUUAACUGAAGGCUAUUCUGGAUCCGAUUUAACUGCAUUAGCUAAAGACGCUGCUCUUGAGCCAAUUCGCGAACUUAAUGUUGAGGAAGUUAAAAAUUUGGAUAUUAGUGCCAUGCGUGCCAUAACAGAAAAUGAUUUCCAUAAUUCACUUAAGCGUAUACGUCGUUCUGUCGCUCCACAAAAUUUAAAUUCUUAUGUAAAAUGGUCUCAAGAAUAUGGCGAUAUAACUAUUUAAGCAACAAUUAAAGUUAUAUAUUCUUUUCCUCGCUUCAUUCAAAUGGAUAUUAUGAUGUGAGUGCAUUAGUUAUUUUAGAUUUGGUUCUCAAAUUAGUCUUUCAGAAUCAUUAUUAUAUGUAAAGUUUAAUUUAGUUUUUCUUACAUAUAAGCAAUCAAAUUAAUUAUAAUUAUAAUCAAUGUUUAAUUAGUUUAAAAUAUUUUGUAAUAUUUGAUUAGGCUAUUGAUGCUGAAGAGAGUACGAUAAUAUUUAUUAAGCAGCAUAAUAGUGCUGCCUUUGAUACACCUUCUUCAUCAUUAAUCAAAGCCAAUCUGAUUUUUUUUCUAUAAUAAACUAGACGCAUAUUUAAUCGUUCGUCAUUAUUAUCGUUUAUUUAAUUAUAAAGCAAAGACAUGUAAUAUACUCGUUCUCAUAGUUUUUAAUACCAGUCAGAUGUCUUAUUGAACAUUUUAACCAUAAAUUUUAUUUCUCAAA